Messenger RNA from Phacochoerus africanus (Common warthog), 4185 nucleotides. It is a transcript of the gene EIF5, whose product is annotated as eukaryotic translation initiation factor 5. Gene Ontology annotation, cellular component: cytosol. Gene Ontology annotation, biological process: translational initiation; formation of cytoplasmic translation initiation complex; formation of translation preinitiation complex. The transcript is spliced from 12 exons. The record is from RefSeq and is a predicted model, not a curated record. Bases 791 to 2086 code for a protein of 431 amino acids. Lineage: Eukaryota; Metazoa; Chordata; Mammalia; Artiodactyla; Suidae. Gene Ontology annotation, molecular function: translation initiation factor activity; GDP-dissociation inhibitor activity; eukaryotic initiation factor eIF2 binding.
GCUUAUUUCGAGCAAAGAGGUGAUAGAGCUCGAGAACCAAGACCGCUUUCCGGAGGCCCCGUAAUUACGAACUAAGGUGGUGUUUUUUCGCUUUUAGAAAACGGGUGGACGGGAGCAGCCAGCCAGGCUUGGCUUGGCUUGUAGGCCCGGCGCCGCGGGAGGAGCGAGGCGGGCUGCAGGUCACGACGGCCGCGGCCACGCAGACCCGGGCUUCGGAGGAGACAAGGCUGCGCGCGGGACGGAAGACCCAGGCCCUCCAACCUUCGCCACCUGCCCAGGCCUAGAGAGUGAGGAGGAGAACCAACUUCUUUUGCAAGACUGGACGACGGGCGAACUCAAGAAACGAAAGAGGCAGACGAGGCCCCGAGAGGUCGCCAGGCCCCGGGCGCUGAAGGGUGUGGACCCCGGACGUCGCUGGGACAGCCCCUCCCCGCUGCUCGGCGGCGCCUGGCCCGGCCGCUGCUCGCUGCGCUGCCUCCGCCGCCUCCGCCGCCCCUCCUCGGACUCGGGUUCACACGCGCCUCACUUCAUCCCAGUCCCGGGCGAGCAGCGUUGGGUUUAUGUCUUUAUUUGACGAAAACGAGCUGUUGCGCAGCCAUUGGUACCUGUAUUGGGGAAACAUAGCAUACAAGCAAGAAGCUUACAGCCUCAGUGGCGAAAAAUUUUUCAUGUCAGAGACCAAGAACUCUUGCAGUCGUUUAUGUCAUCCCUUCUUCUCCAGACAGAGGAUACCAAAAAGUUGCAAUCAAAGAUCUCUUCAUCUUAUUGAUAAAGUCACUAAUAAGCCAAAAUGUCUGUCAACGUCAACCGCAGCGUGUCAGACCAGUUCUAUCGCUACAAGAUGCCCCGUCUGAUUGCCAAGGUCGAGGGCAAAGGAAAUGGAAUCAAGACAGUUAUAGUCAACAUGGUUGACGUAGCCAAAGCGCUUAAUCGGCCUCCUACGUAUCCCACCAAAUAUUUUGGUUGUGAGCUGGGAGCACAGACCCAGUUUGAUGUUAAGAAUGACCGUUACAUUGUCAACGGAUCUCAUGAGGCGAAUAAGCUGCAAGACAUGUUGGAUGGAUUCAUUAAAAAAUUUGUUCUCUGUCCUGAGUGUGAGAAUCCUGAAACAGAUCUGCAUGUCAAUCCAAAGAAGCAAACAAUAGGUAAUUCUUGUAAAGCCUGUGGCUAUCGAGGCAUGCUUGACACACAUCAUAAACUCUGCACAUUCAUUCUCAAAAACCCACCUGAGAAUAGUGACAGUGGUACAGGAAAGAAAGAAAAGGAAAAGAAAAACAGAAAGGGCAAGGACAAGGAAAAUGGCACCGUGUCCAGCAGUGAGACACCACCACCACCACCACCACCAAAUGAAAUCAAUCCCCCUCCACAUGCUGUGGAAGAAGAGGAGGAUGAUGACUGGGGGGAGGAUACAACAGAGGAAGCUCAAAGGCGCAGAAUGGAUGAAAUCAGUGACCAUGCAAAAGUUUUAACCCUCAGUGAUGAUUUGGAAAGAACUGUUGAAGAGCGUGUCAAUAUCUUGUUUGAUUUUGUUAAGAAAAAGAAAGAAGAGGGUAUUAUUGACUCUUCUGACAAAGAAAUUGUAGCUGAAGCAGAAAGAUUGGAUGUAAAGGCCAUGGGCCCUCUUGUUUUGACUGAAGUUCUUUUUAAUGAGAAGAUUAGAGAACAAAUUAAGAAAUACAGGCGCCAUUUCUUACGAUUUUGCCACAACAACAAAAAAGCUCAACGGUACCUUCUUCAUGGUUUGGAGUGUGUGGUAGCAAUGCAUCAAGCUCAGCUCAUCUCCAAAAUUCCGCAUAUCUUGAAGGAGAUGUAUGACGCAGACCUUUUGGAGGAAGAAGUCAUCAUUAGCUGGUCGGAAAAGGCUUCUAAGAAAUAUGUCUCAAAAGAACUUGCCAAAGAGAUUCGUGUCAAAGCGGAACCAUUUAUAAAAUGGUUGAAGGAAGCAGAGGAAGAAUCUUCUGGUGGUGAAGAUGAUGAUGAAGAUGAGAAUAUUGAGGUGGUGUAUUCGAAGACUGCCAGCGUACCGAAAGUUGAAGCUGUGAAGUCUGACAACAAGGAUGAUGACAUUGAUAUUGAUGCCAUUUAAAGGGGUGGGUGUAGCCCAGCUUAACUGUGUAAUGCUGAGAAUCUUUUUGCAUCAUCAGGCAGAAGUGCAACAUGUAUGUGCAAAAGCUAAAAUGGCUUAACAUCAUGCUACACUUUCUACUAAAAAUGUAUUGCUGUGAGUGGUCUGUAAUUAAACCCAACAAGACAUCUAGGGAGUCCAUACACAUCAGUGAGCAGGUGUAGUUUGCUUAUUUAUAGCAUGUUUCUUUUUGAAAAAUUAGUGGUGGACACAUUUGGAUCACAUUUAUACAGUUAUAAAAAUAAAGAUUUGAUUUUGGUCAUUCUUCAGAUUUGGGGCUCGAAUGACUUAAGUUGAAAUGGCUCCUCUAAAAAAUGUUGCACCAUCAUUUAACUUGACAAGAUUAUUGGAGCCUGUUAGUAUUGUUGGGUGCUGAGACUAUAAAGAGAUCUUCAGCAGAAUGUGAACGUAAACUUAUAAUUAUCUUACUCAGCCAUUAAGAAAUAGUACUUUGAAGUCUUAUCUUUAGUCCUUCAUGUUGGCGUGUGGUAAUGUCCAUUCCUCCCGUGCCAAGCUGGACUGUUUACCAGAUGACAAACACUUUACGAAGAAGUCGAAAUGACCUGAGUGUCCUAUAAAUAAUUUUAAGAGCAGGUUUUGAAACUUGAAUUAUUUUUGGGGUUUUUGUUUUUGUUUUUGUUUUAGUUCUUCUAUACUUGCCCCAGAUUGUAGUCUUUGAGGUCAUGUGCAUUGCACGUUGGAUGAGCCAGGGGAAUUACUACAUUAACAUUUAAGCAUUUUACGUGUAUGUAGCUGUUGCUUUAUACUGAGAAAACGGAGACUUUGGGGAGUGAUUAGCUCUAUGAUUUUAUUUGGGGGAAGCAGGAAAAGGUGCACUUGAUCUCUAGCAAAAACUGAGCAUAAUUUUUCGUCAUUUACUCUUGUGAUACAACUUCCCAUUUCAGAAUAUUUAGACAUACUGUAUCUUUUGUUCAGUGCAGAUUUUUCCCCAGAUAAUAUGGUUCUUUGAUGCCUUUUACAUAUUGGACAUAUAGCUUAUGCGUUUUAGGUUUUUGUUGCUAUCUUGCCAAAAUAAGUGUCAGUUAUGUCUUGAUUUCUGCCCCCUCUCCCUCAAAUGUCUUAUUUUUUAAAAAAAAACUAAAAGCAUACUUCAAAGUCAGAGCCCUUAUUUUGGUAUAAGACUUGGGUUUUAUUUCACAUUGAACGUAGUUACCCAAGAAGUCUGUGGUGAUGGCAAGUGAAAGUAAAAGCAGCUGACGGGCCUGAUUCAGCCAGUCCUGGGCUGGCUUUCUAUUUGGGCAUAAUUCUUGUGUGUUCCUUGUCCCGUUUGCUGAUCUAAACUCAGUUGAUAUCGAGGUUUCUGACUACAUCUGAGAAAUCAUCUUCAAGGUAAAAAUAUAAAAGGUAUACUGAAAAUCAAAAAUACAUGGAGUGAAGAAUUUUGUUGGAGCACUGGCUUAGGUCUUUCACCUCUUUGUGAUUCAUCUCAGACUACAGUGAAACUCUUAACAAUGUAAGUUUUUUUCACAUUGAAAUUUACAAACAACUGGUAUGAUAAAACUUUGCUAGCUUGGUAUUUUAAGCAAACCCUCGCAAUCUUAAUGGAAAGGAACAAACUGGUCUCCAGCUGUCCCCCCAUCCCUAUAAAUUUGGAUGAGAUUGCAGGAGAGCCAUAUACUUAGAGGGAAUGUGCUUUGUCACACCAAAGAGGUUUUUACAAAUCCACAUCUCACCUAGGUUAAGUUUUUUUUGCCAUUGUCUGAAAUUCUGUAGGGAACACCGGUUGAUCUAAGCCUGUUGUAUUCAGCAUACCCAUGUCAAGCUGAUGAGGUCCUGUUAUGGAGGGGUUUCCCCCCCCCCCUUUUUUUUUCUUUUAUUUGAAGGAAAACAUGUUCAGGGCUUCUAAACACUAAAGAGAAAACUUUGGCUUAGACCAGUGUUUUGUCUAGUGCCAAAAAUGGAAUUCAAAUCCACAUAGUGAGAAAUUGAUUCAUAGCAGCUAUCCUAAUAGAGUAAUCCUUCACUUUGCUCUAUUCAACUGUCUUAAAAUUUCCUGUUUCAAACAGCUAUGUUACUUGAUUAAAACAAUGUUAAAAUUA